This is a messenger RNA of Penicillium roqueforti, 1086 nucleotides long. Its product is annotated as U2 snRNP complex subunit HSH49. Gene Ontology annotation, molecular function: RNA binding. The record is from RefSeq and is a predicted model, not a curated record. Gene Ontology annotation, biological process: positive regulation of mRNA splicing, via spliceosome. The transcript is spliced from 3 exons. Gene Ontology annotation, cellular component: nucleolus; U12-type spliceosomal complex. Lineage: Eukaryota; Fungi; Ascomycota; Eurotiomycetes; Eurotiales; Aspergillaceae. Bases 1 to 1086 code for a protein of 361 amino acids.
AUGUCUAACGCAAGACAUUGGGAACAAGAUAAAGAGGCAACCGUGUACAUCGGAAACCUUGAUGAACGGGUUUCGGACAGCCUUGUAUGGGAGCUGAUGCUACAGGUUGGGCGCAUCGUCAACGUCCACCUGCCCAAAGACCGGGUCACGCAGCUACACCAGGGGUAUGGAUUUGUUGAGUUCAUCAGCGAGGAAGAUGCCGAAUAUGCAUCGAAGAUCAUGAAUGGAAUCCGUCUCCAUAGCAAGCCUAUUCGCGUUAACAAAGCGUCAGCCGAUAAACAAAAGACCGUGGAAAUCGGCGCAGAGCUGUUUGUGGGUAACCUGGAUCCUAUGGUUGCCGAGCAGGUUCUGUUUGAUACGUUCAGCCGGUUUGGCAAUCUUGUCAAUCCGCCCAAAAUUGCUCGUGAUGACAACAAUCUCUCUAAGGGAUACGGAUUUGUUUCUUUUGCCGAUUUCGAAUCCUCGGACGCGGCCAUCUCCAACAUGAAUGGCCAGUACCUGAUGAACAAACAGGUUUCGGUACAGUAUGCGUACAAGAAAGAUGGGAAAGGCGAGAGACAUGGGGAUGAAGCGGAGCGAAUGCUCGCAGCCCAGGCUCGCAAACACAACGUACAGCCACCGACUCAACAACCUCAGCAACCUUCGCAGUUCCCUGGCGCUGCGCCGGGCGUAUCAGCAACACCUGCCAUGUCGAACGGCGAUAGCUCUCGCCCAUUGAUUACGGCUCAGUCACAAACACCCGAUCUAGGAAUGAACCGGGGUAUCCCGCCAGCUAUGCCCUACCAGAGUGCACCCCCUCCAAUGCCCUAUCAGACCGUUCCCCCUCCAAACCGACAUGUUCCACCUCCCGUCCCUUCAAUCAAUACCCCACCUCCCGGGCUCCCAGCUCGACCUCCGCCUUCCCAAGCUGGCUACGGUGGUCCACAGACGUUUCUACCACCUGGAUUCAAUGGUGCAGGUCAACCGCCCUUCGUCCCACAAGCUGCAGCUCCCCCUGGGUUUGGACCACCUGGGUUUGGACCUCCAGCGGGAGCCCCUUCAUUGCCACCGGGCUUCCAACAGCCCGGAUAUGCAGGCAGUCGAUGA